UGCAUUUCAUUCAUUCCACCAAAAUCCUUCUCUCAUCUCCUCUCUUUCUCUCCCUCCCUCCCCACUCCCUCCCUCCCUCAGAGUCUCAGACAGACAACAGCAGAAGCUAAAACAAGAAAGCACUUUUUCCAACUACUACUUCUUCAGCCUGACACCAACAUUUCCAAAUUGGGCUCAACUGAAAAGCCAGAAUCCAAAUAACCCAGAAAAAUGGAGAGGCCAACUUCGUCGUCCUCCUCGGACGACGACGACGAUCGCCAAAACCUAAUCGAACAAAACGACAGGAAGCUCCCGACCCCUCGAUCCACCACCACCGCCUUCCACAUCGCCGACGACGAUAUCGACGACCUCAACCACCGGCACAAUCAGCAAUUACGACGUCGUUUCACCUCCCUCAAGCUAAACGACCUCUUCAACAAGCGAUCGUUUGUCCUCUUCGCCAUAUUCGUCCCUCUAUUCGUCCUCAUCCUCUUCUUCACCACCGACAUCAAAGCCCUCCUCUUCUCCACUAGCGUCUCGGCCUCUCCCUUCGGUUCCGUCUCCGAUAAGCUCCGCGAAUCCGAGCUUCGCGCUCUCUACUUGCUCAAACAGCAGCAGCUUGGUCUCUUCAAUCUCUGGAACCAAACACUCCCCAAUCCCAACUCCACUUCCAAUCAAUCCAAUUCCCCCCAAAUCCCACUCCUCGAGGAUUUCAAAUCCGCGGUCCUUCGUCAGAUUUCAAUCAACAAAGACAUCCAGCAAGUCCUCUUAUCGUCCCACCGCUCCGGAAACUACACGGAAUCGGAUUUUCGGGAUUUCGGGGAUUUCGAAAACCCGAGUCUCGGCUAUCGGUGUGGGAUUUUGGACCAGAAAUUCUCACAAAGAAGAACAAUUGAGUGGAAGCCCAAUGCAAGUAAGUACCUUUUCGCCAUUUGUGUUUCGGGCCAAAUGUCGAACCAUUUGAUCUGCUUGCUGGUGAUUCCCAGUGCCAAAGUGGAUUACCAGUACAGUAGGGUAUUGGACAUUGAGCACAUUAACAAGUGCUUGGGAAGAAAGGUUGUGGUUACGUUCGAGGAAUUGGCCGAGGCGAAGAAGAACCACGUUCACAUUGAUAAGUUUAUAUGCUAUUUUUCGCAUCCUACACCUUGUUAUGUGGAUGAGGAGCAUCUUAAGAAGUUGAAGGGGUCCGGGGUUUCGUUGAGUAAGCUUGUGCCUGCUUGGGUUGAAGAUGUGAAGAAGCCGAGCAAAAGGACUGUGCAAGAUGUUCAGUCGAAAUUUUCGACUUCUGAUGAUGUUACUGCUAUUGGGGAUGUCUUCUUUGCUGAUUUAGAGCAAGACUGGGUGAUGCAGCCUCGUGGUCCUCUUGCGCACAAAUGCAAGACUCUGAUUGAACCAAGCCGGCUUAUAAUGCUUACUGCCCAGCGUUUCAUUCAGACAUUCCUUGGCAAGAACUUCAUAGCUCUUCAUUUUCGGCGACAUGGGUUUUUGAAGUUCUGCAAUAAUAAACAGCGAAGUUGCUUUUACCCCAUUCCCCAAGCUGCGGAUUGCAUAACUCGGGUGGCUGAAAGGGCCAAUGCACCAGUCGUAUAUCUUUCGACCGAUGCGGCUGAUAGUGAAACUGGUUUGCUGCAAUCACUAGUUGUGGUGAAUGGAAAAGCUGUGCCACUUGUUAAACGACCUGCACGAAAUUCAGCCGAAAAAUGGGAUGCUUUGUUAUACAGACAUGGAAUGGAGGGGGACGGUCAGGUAGAAGCUAUGCUGGAUAAGACGAUAUGUGCCAUGUCAAGUGUCUUCAUUGGAGCAUCUGGAUCCACUUUCACAGAGGAUAUCUUGAGGCUCCGAAAGGACUGGGGAUCAGCUUCGUUGUGUGAUGAGUACCUCUGCCAAGGUGAAGACCCAAACUUCGUAGCGGAGAAUGAAUGAAGAAAUAGUAUGUUCAAUCUUCGGUCAUUGCUAUUCUUUGUGGUUGAACCUGCUUCUGUUGUAUGCCCUUCUAAUUAGUGGUAGGUUUACCCCGAAAUUUAUUGACAUGUAUAGUGUAUGAUAGCGUCUGCAUUUCGAAAAUGAGAUUUGUUUUGCGUAUCUCUUUUUCCUUUUCUUUUUUUGCUUAAUGAUAAAAUGACUAGAUGUGAUGCUUAUGGUGUCAUUCCUAGAGUAUAUAUAUCAGUUCUCUUUGGCAUUUUUCCCAUAGGAUGGAUCAUGUAAGUAUGGUGUGUUGACUUGGUCUUAUUAAGCACACAAGACUUUUGGUGCUGAAAAGAGAAGCUUACAUGAUCAA
This is a messenger RNA of Prunus mume (Japanese apricot), 2257 nucleotides long. Its product is annotated as O-fucosyltransferase family protein. The record is from RefSeq and is a predicted model, not a curated record. NCBI's taxonomy places the organism in Eukaryota, Viridiplantae, Streptophyta, Magnoliopsida, Rosales, Rosaceae. Gene Ontology annotation, biological process: protein O-linked glycosylation via fucose. Gene Ontology annotation, molecular function: peptide-O-fucosyltransferase activity.